CACCCAGCAGACGCGUGGCGGAGCCGGGAUUAGAACCCAGAUCCUCCUGACUCCUUGGCCGUGCUCCUUCCCCGAGCGAGUCUGUGUGGCUUCCUGGAGGAGGGCCCGGCCAUGGAGCUGCUUUUCGGGCGCCGGAAGACCCCGGAGGAGCUGCUGCGGCAGAACCAGCGGGCGCUGACCCGGGCCAUGCGGGAGCUCGACCGGGAGCGACAGAAGCUGGAGACGCAGGAGAAGAAGAUCAUCGCCGACAUCAAGAAGAUGGCCAAACAGGGGCAGAUGGACGCCGUGAAGAUCAUGGCCAAAGACCUGGUGCGGACCCGGCGCUACGUCAAGAAGUUCAUCCUCAUGCGGGCCAACAUCCAGGCCGUGUCGCUCAAGAUCCAGACGCUGAAAUCCAACAACAGCAUGGCCCAGGCCAUGAGGGGCGUCACCAAGGCCAUGGGUACCAUGAACAGACAGCUGAAGCUGCCCCAGAUCCAGAAGAUCAUGCAGGAGUUCGAGAAGCAAGCGGAGAUCAUGGACAUGAAGGAGGAGAUGAUGAACGACGCCAUCGACGACGCCAUGGGGGACGAAGAGGACGAGGAGGAGAGCGACGCCGUGGUGUCCCAGGUGCUGGACGAGCUGGGACUCAGCCUGACGGACGAGCUCUCCAACCUGCCCUCCACCGGAGGCUCCCUCAGCGUGGCGGGGGCGGGGAAGAAGACGGAGCCGUCGUCGGCGGCGCUGGCCGACGCCGACGCGGACCUGGAGGAGCGGCUGAAGAACCUGCGGCGGGACUGAGCCGGGGCCCGGCCCCCUCCCCGCCCCCGGCCUCCGGCAGUCGGCCCCUCGGGCCGCCCCGCUGCCCCGGCUGGAGCUCGGGGGGCCGUCUCCCGGAUCCCCCGGGGAGCGUCGGGGUGAGCCGGGGCCGCGGGGGGGGCGGGGGGCGCGCCCCGGGCCCCGGGAAUAAAGGGUUUGUUACUGAC
Messenger RNA from Ornithorhynchus anatinus (platypus), 965 nucleotides. RefSeq names its product charged multivesicular body protein 2A (gene CHMP2A). The record is from RefSeq and is a predicted model, not a curated record. Lineage: Eukaryota; Metazoa; Chordata; Mammalia; Monotremata; Ornithorhynchidae. Gene Ontology annotation, cellular component: multivesicular body; ESCRT III complex. Gene Ontology annotation, biological process: protein transport; late endosome to vacuole transport; endosome transport via multivesicular body sorting pathway. The transcript is spliced from 6 exons. The coding region runs from base 112 to 780 and encodes 222 amino acids.